UACAUUCUACACGAGCUUGCACACUCCGAAGGCUUUUCCAUCUCGCCGAAAGCGGGGCAUCGUGGCCACCAUACGCAUAAAGCUGUGAGUUUGGAUUCGACGGACGGCUAUCAGCUCCUUCCUGUCUAACCUCCCAUGACAUGGCGUACUUAGCUCAAUUGGAGGCAGUUUCGAGGGAUCUUUCGGCAGCGGUCGAGGAGCUUGCCUCGCAUUACAGGAAUGGAGGGAUAAACAGUCUAGGUGCCCGACCACCACAGCUGCUACCCACAGGAGCACCUCCAGAUGUCCGCCGAGCAAGAGAGUCCGCGUUGGCAAGUCUGACUAGAUUGCAAGUCAUGCUGGCGGAACCGACGGAUUUGCUGCAAAACCUGGCAGGCCAGGUGCAAUUACUUGCCUGUAUACAAUGGCUUGGCGACUGGCAAGUUCCAGCUUGUAUCCCGUUGGAGGGCACCGCCUUGAUCAAGGAUGUUUCCAAUCUUAUCGGGGUCCCAGAAAGCCAGCUCAAUCGGGUUAUCAAAAUGGCUACAACCGGGGGCUUUCUCCAGGAACCGCAGCCCGGCCUUGUGUCCCAUAGCGAGAUUUCCGCAGCGUUUGUGACAAAGCCCUCGUACCUCGACGCAGCCAUGUUCUUGGCUGAAACGGCUGCCCCUGCCGCGUUGACCAAGGCGACAAGUAUAAAGCAAGAUUCCGCCUCCGAUGAGCGAAAGGAUGGGAUCCCUUGUCUGUCUGCCUUCGCCACUGCCAGUGAAGCCCAAUUGCCCCGCCUCCAGCGGCAGUGGCAGGCCUAUCUCCGACAUGGAACGGGCCAUGUGUGCGACAUGGCGAUUGAUGUCCUGACUUGUCUAGAGGGAGUUCGCACGACGAAUGAGUCUAUUGUUGAGGUCGGCGCACGAUCCACGGAACGGGCCAUCGCUCUCGCAAACCAGUAUCCAUCGCUCCGCUUUACAGUCCAGCUCCAAUCCUCCCGACAUGACCGACUUCGGACUUCGAAUCCCCGGAUAACCAUCUCGCAUCGACCACCAGGAUCACCACAGCCAAUUCUCAACGCAGCACUGUACAUCCUCAAUUUUCCCAUCCCCGUGCCAGGCUCAUCAUCUGCCUUGGUACCGACGCAGCUCGUGGCUGAACUUCGCGCGCAUCUACCUGCGUUGCGGCUUAACCGGUCGGCUACGUUGGUCGUAAUCGCUCCCUCGACGUCGGACUCUGAUGAAGGGAUUAGGUUGACGCGAAUCCGCGACCUGUCCCUCCUACAACUGGUGAGGCAACGGGAGCUGGGAUUGUCCGAAGUGAUCAACCUGCUGAACGGAGUCAGUGACGGGGAGGGAAGACUGGUGCUGGUGAAUCAAGUGCGGUCGGCCGGAAAGUAUGGGGUUGUUGCGUUGGAAGUGAAGUAUCAGCCUCAUUAAUUUGGCAGAUAAGAAAUGCGUGUAGCGAUUGAAAGCGAUCAUCUCAAAUCUACAAAAUAUGCUAGUGUCUCUCAAGGCCAUGCCCCUUUGGUGCUUGAUCAGACUGGCGCUGUUC
Aspergillus uvarum CBS 121591 is the source of this 1521-nucleotide messenger RNA. RefSeq lists its product as uncharacterized. The record is from RefSeq and is a predicted model, not a curated record. Gene Ontology annotation, molecular function: methyltransferase activity. The transcript has 3 exons. NCBI's taxonomy places the organism in Eukaryota, Fungi, Ascomycota, Eurotiomycetes, Eurotiales, Aspergillaceae. Bases 141 to 1406 code for a protein of 421 amino acids.